Aaosphaeria arxii CBS 175.79 is the source of this 1410-nucleotide messenger RNA. RefSeq names its product ribosomal protein S5 domain 2-like protein. The record is from RefSeq and is a predicted model, not a curated record. The transcript has a single exon. Lineage: Eukaryota; Fungi; Ascomycota; Dothideomycetes; Pleosporales. Gene Ontology annotation, biological process: exonucleolytic trimming to generate mature 3'-end of 5.8S rRNA from tricistronic rRNA transcript (SSU-rRNA, 5.8S rRNA, LSU-rRNA); nuclear polyadenylation-dependent rRNA catabolic process; U4 snRNA 3'-end processing. The coding region runs from base 106 to 1200 and encodes 364 amino acids. Gene Ontology annotation, cellular component: nuclear exosome (RNase complex); cytoplasmic exosome (RNase complex).
CCAACGUCAACCUUCAAAAGAUCGAGUCUACAUUCUCCUCUCCUCCAACAUCGCCACAACGCCCAACCAACCAAUUGCUCCACAGAAAACGCAACGCCAGAAACCAUGGCUGCAACGACGUCAGCAGCCCAGCAGCAUCCGCCGGCCCUCACCUUCCCACGCCCCAUCUUCGCCGCCCUCUCCCCGCACCCAUUCCUCCAAGCCCACCUCUCGAGCACCGCGAACGACCGCAACAACAGCAGCAAGGCCCCCUUUCGCGCCAAUGGCCGCACACCGACCGAGUUCCGGUCGCCGGGAAUCAACACAGGCUCCCUGACGCACUGCAACGGCAGCGCGGUGGUGCGCCUGGGGAACACGGCCGUCGUGUGCGGCGUGCGAGCCGAGAUCCUGAAAGAAGAAGACAUACCGGGCGGACGAACCUUCGCCAGCACAGAGGAAGAGGAUGAAAACGAAGACGAAGACGACACAGAGGAGCUCUCCACCCUCCGCCUGCUCGUCCCCAACGUCGAGCUCAGCACCGGCAGCACGCCCCAGCACAUCCCGGGCAACGCACCCAGCACCUUCGCGCAGACGCUCGUCACCCGGCUGCGCAACACCUUACUUUCGACGCGGCUCGUGCGCGCCAGCGACCUACGCAUCGCAUACACUCCCUCCUCCGCGGGUUCGGACUCGGAAUCCGAGCCGCCUCAGGUCAAGGCGUACUGGGUACUCUACAUCGACACGCUGUUCAUCUCGAUCGACGGCUCGGCCUUCGACGCCGCGUUCCUGGCCAUUCUCGCCGCGCUGCGGAACACCAGGAUCCCCCGCGCGUACUACGACGAGGAGUUCGAGGCCGUGCUGUGCGACGACGACCCGAAGUCGGCGAGGGUCCUGCGGUUGAGGGGCCUGCCGGUGCCGAGCACGUUCGCGGUGUUUGAGGGGAGGGACGAGGAUGGUGAUGCUGAGGGGAAGUUGGAGUGGAUUUUGAGUGAUCCCGAUGCGUUUGAGGAGUCGGUUUGUAAGGAGAGUGUUUGUGUGGUUGUGGAUUGCUCGGCUGCGGGUGCGAGUGCGAGUAGGAAAGGAAGUACAGACGGAGCGGUGGUGAGGAAGAUCGAGAAGAGUGGCGGCACUGUUGUGGGGAGGGAGGAUAUGAAGGUUCUCGUGGGGAGGAGCGCUGAGAGGUGGGGAGUGUGGCAUAAGGCUUUGAAAGAGCAAAUCUGAUGGUGACCUUUAAGAGGUCGAUGAUGUUGUAGAAGCAAUCUGGAAGAGGAGCUAAUAGAGACGCACCGCUCUUGCGGCCUGACUGAAUCACGGUAGAAGAAUGAUACCCUAUGCAAUUCGACACGUCACGGCAUCGUAUCAAAUCACGUUGCUAGUGUGAGGCACCAGACAGCAUAUAGCAAACCGUUUGAACUCAAACAUAAUGUUUAG